Molecule: messenger RNA, 2297 nt
Organism: Lytechinus variegatus (green sea urchin)
Lineage: Eukaryota; Metazoa; Echinodermata; Echinoidea; Temnopleuroida; Toxopneustidae
Product: muscarinic acetylcholine receptor M3-like
Exons: 2
Coding region: 634-1815 (393 amino acids)
Biological process (GO): adenylate cyclase-activating adrenergic receptor signaling pathway
Cellular component (GO): membrane
Molecular function (GO): G protein-coupled receptor activity; dopamine neurotransmitter receptor activity, coupled via Gi/Go
Source: RefSeq, a predicted model, not a curated record
CAUGACAUUGUGUUACCACUGCAUAAUAGUAUCUGAAUUUGUACCAUUGUUAAUAAAUCUUUAAUUAAAGAUGGCGCGGAAUUGGAAAGAGUACCAAAUAUUUGCCCUCAAUGAUUUAAAAGCUAAUUCAAUUCGGCCUUUCCCCUUCUUUCAGGGGAAGUUAAUAAUUAAAAAUAAGUUUACUUGACUUUAUCAAUUAUUCAUUGAACUCGUUCUUUCUCCUUAUUCCGAUGGAAGCAAAUAAGAAAGAAAGAAAAUCAAUUAACUAUUUAUGAUAACCUAAAAUAAACGUACGGGAGAGGGCGCGCUUCAUGAUGAUUUGUGUCAUAUAAUGAUAGCAAGGGAGGAGCACGGGGGACGUGAGAGUCCUGAUCGACCAACAUAUGAUUAUUUAUUAGUACUAAACUGAAAAGAUUAAAUGAAUUCGACGACUUCAUUUUUCUCGUACUAUACUCAUCAGUCCUCAAAUUAUACAGGCAUUUAACUUCGGAAACAAGCAUAUUCAUACAACUACUCGCAUUUUUAAACUGCAAGAAUCCAAUAUUUUCUUUGAUAAUAAUCUUCUUUUUAAAGUACCGAUUUGAUGCUGUGCGUGUUUGUUAAUGCUUGUAAGCUUGAUAUCGAUAAUGCACUAUGAAUUUCACGGGAAUAUUAAAUGAAGCGGACACCAUGAAUAGUAAUAUAUCAACAUUUAAUGCUACAACAACGAUGGAACCCAUCACAUGGAAGUCAAAUCCGAAUAUCUCAAAGAUUGCAAUAGCGGUAACGAUUAAUUUCUUGAUGGUCUCGGCCAAUGUCAUCAGCUUGGUUGCCUUUGCCAUUGAGAAGAAACUCCGCACCUACAACAACUACUUCAUCAUCAAUCUCAUCAUCUCCGAUCUUCUAGCUGGCAUUCUCCUAACCGUAACCGUCGCACACUCAAUCAUUGGUUAUUUCCCAUUCUCAACGGACUUUUGUAGGGUGUACACUGGCCUCAGGAACGCUUCGACAACGGUAUCGAACCUCGGUAUGGUCGUUAUCUGCGUGGAUCGGUACCAAGCGACAUUCGACCCGAUCAACCAUUACAUCUCCAGAAGCAAACGCAGGGCUGUGAUCUUGAACAGUGUCGCUUGGACCGUCGGACUCGGGUUCUGGCUGUUGUACGCAACCGCCUGGGACUUCGUGGUCGCUGCCGUCAACACCCGUCAUUGCGUUCCAGGUUAUUCUUUCCGACUUAUUCCCGCCAUCUUGCCCAUUUUUCUUCAGGUGUUUCUGCCCCUAAUUGUCGUUUCAACUCUCUACUUGAGGAUCUACGCAAAGAUCAAACAUACCCUCAAGGGAAGAAAUGUCAAUGCGAAGUUCAAUCUCAGGUCGAGUGUCCUUGAAGAUUCGGCGACUUUUGAUGUCGUCGUCUUCUCUGUUGCUAGUCGGGUAGACUUCCCAAACAUAAUAGAUGGAGAAAAGGGAGGGAAACCAUUGCAAGAAACACUCGAGACAACUGGAAAACAAAGAAAUCUAUCUAGAAAGAAAAGUGAGGGCAAGCCAUCUCGCCAGGAGUCGACGGGUGAAAUGUGGAAAGCCACUCGAACGCUCCUUUUCAUCAUCAUUUCCUUCUUCGUAGCCUGGAUACCAAGUAGCAUCGUGGCUGUUCUCUUUACCAUCAAUCCAACCCUUCUUCAUCAGGGUUUUUUCACAUCCACCUGGUACAUCUUCAUAGCCUGGCUGACCUAUGCCAACAGUUUCCUCAACCCCAUCGCAUACUCAGUAUCCCAACCUUUGUUCCGUAAGACAGUCUUCAGAAUCAUUUCGCAUCCCCUUGUCGUUUGCAGAGAUUAAAGAGGGUCGUGUCUACGAUCUGCUCAUUGUUGACAGGGAGUUCCGCAAUCGCGACGAGGACGGAUUCUACUACAUAUGAAAUCUAUUUUCAAAAGACUUUUCAUGAUAAUGUUUGUCUUUGUCAAAAUAUGGUGAACGAAAGAGGCUGUUUCGUCCUGGACUCUGGACAAACGACAUAUCUGCAAUUUUUCGUCAUCUCCAAACCUUAGGACGAAACUGCUGUUCCGGAACACCAAUUUUCUACAAAGACCUUCCAGCUGUUGUUUGUUAUUGGGCGGGCAUUUUAUGUGUUGUAAAGUCCGUCCCCGUCGCGAUUGCGAAAAAAAGGCUAUUGAUAAAGUAACACCAACAAGACCAACUCCAGGGGCCCAUUUCAUAAAGGACUUGCAACUGUUGUAACUUUGCCAUAAUGGCAUCUACCAUGAGGGCUCAGCACCCAAUCAGAAUCAUAACGGAAAAGUUACAACAGUUGCAAGUCCUUU